Schistocerca piceifrons (Central American locust) is the source of this 2246-nucleotide messenger RNA. Its product is annotated as zinc finger protein 235-like. The transcript is spliced from 6 exons. Lineage: Eukaryota; Metazoa; Arthropoda; Insecta; Orthoptera; Acrididae. The record is from RefSeq and is a predicted model, not a curated record. Bases 155 to 1705 code for a protein of 516 amino acids.
UAGACGCCUGUUCUGGCAGAUCAAUAGCGUUAGUUUGUUCUUCCGCAUUUAUUAUCUUAGUGCACAAGAGAGUAGCGUAUUGCGAAGUUACUGCGAAUUUUUGUUUUUGCGAAAAGUGGUACAUUACGUUCUUCAGACGUGUACAGUGGCAGCCAUGGAUGACAUGAAUACUAACUGGAUAAAACAAGAGAUAACAGAUGAGGUACCUUCUGAGCCGGACCCUAUGGUUCUUGAAGAUCCAGAGGGGAACUCCUGCCCCACGGACUUUAUCAAAGAGGAUCCUGAACUGCAUGUGGAUGAAACUGAGAAUACUGUUCUUGAAGAUCCAGAGGGGAACUCCUGCCCCACGGACUUUAUCAAAGAGGAUCCUGAACUGCAUGUGGAUGAAACUGAGAAUACUGUGUUAGCCUCAAUGAGAUGUGCUUCUGAUAGUGUAAGGUUGGUUCAUAGUAUGGGUGAGAGCUGUGGCAUUUCAUUCGAAGAAACUGUUCAUGAAGGAGUAAUCCAUGACAAGCUGGAGAGAGGUGCAGAGGACACAGUACCUGUCUACAUAUGUGGUACCCAUACACAAGGAUUGACUUUGCAAGAGGAUAGCUCAUUCAGCACCAGACACAAUUGUAGUUUGAGUGAAAUGGAAUUGCAUGAAUUUAGUUGCAGUUUCUGCUUACAGAUAUUUCCUUCAAAAUACAGGCUUAUAAUGCAUAUCUUCACGCACAUUGAUGGUGUACAGCCACCUAUAUUUGUUUGUAGGUCAUGUGGGGAGGUAUUUUCCAGUAAAUCUAGCUUGAACAAACAUUUAAAAGGGAGUGGAGGAGAUGAAGCCUUAUCUGCUGGCAAUAGAGAGAUAGUUGACAGCUGUGAUGAGCAUGAAAACAUUAUCUUGGAAGAUGAUAAAGCAGUUUCUGUAACAGAACAAGCUGAGAAGCAGUUUUCACACAGUGAAACUUUGAAAACUUCAAAGAAUUCCAUGAAAGACAUAUGUGACACACUCAGUAUAACACAUGAUGCAGAGAGACAAGACAAAAGUGAUAGUUAUGGAACUUUAUGUACAGCAGAUAAUGCCAGUACUGAUGCUGCUGUAGUUACUGUAAAGAGACCCCACGAAUGUGAUAUCUGUGGCAAAUCUUUCUUUGAAUUGCGUUAUUUGAAGAUACAUUCGCUGAUUCACACUGGAGAGAGACAGUACAGAUGUGAUAUUUGUGGCAAAUCUUUUAUUCAGUCGGGUCAUCUCAGCAGUCAUACAUUAAUACAUUCUGGAAAGAAACCACACAAAUGUGACAUUUGUGACAAAUCUUUUAUUGAGUUGCGCUAUCUCAAGAGGCAUUCUUUGGUUCACACUGGCAAGAAACUAAACAAAUGUGAUAUUUGUGGCAAAUCUUUUACACACUUGCGUAAUCUCAAGAGGCAUGAAUUACUACACGCUGGAUAUAGGCCUCAUAAAUGUGAUAUUUGUGGCAAAUGUUUUGCUCAGUUGGAAACUCUCAAGAGCCACAUAUUAAUGCACUCUGGAGAGAGACCCCACAAAUGUGACAUUUGUGGUAAAACUUAUACUGAGGUGCGUUGGCUCAAGAGGCACGCAACGAUCCACUCAGGAAAAAGACCACACAAAUGCAAAAUUUGUGGCAAGUCUUUUACUCAGUUGGGUCAUCUUAAGAGUCAUGUACUAAUACACACUGGCAAGAGACGUAAGGAAUAUGCUACCUAAGGCAAAGAAUUUGCCGUUGCUGGUGCCCUCAAGGUCCACAUGAUAAUACAUAUUGGAGGAAGACAUUGACACCUGUGAAAAUCCUUAACAUGUCAGGAUUCUGAAGAUAUAUGCCGUAAUAUGCAGUAGAAAGAAGUCACAGAGAAUGUGACAGAUCCAUUUGUUUAGCUAGACAUUUCACGAAGUUGCAGUACUAAAAAUGAGAAACCAAUCACCCUAUGUGGAUUCUGUGAUUGAUACUCCUAUGUCCCUGUUGCACUUCAGAAGUUCAUCAUUGUAGAGAAAUUGCUUACCUACAUUAGUAAUUGAACAUAUCAUGCAGUAUUCAUCACUCCACAUAGUUGAAGGAAAUGUAAUGGUUUGUCAGUUAUCAUUUUAAAGAUGGGAUCUCAAGACUCAUAUUAGGCAUAGAGCAGGAAAAAAUAAAUUCAUGGCAUAUGCUUCACUCAGGUUAGUAUUUGGAGAAAGAUCACAGUAAAUUGAUGAGUGUGGUAGUUGAUACUCGGGCAUACUUACACAACAGUAGUGCAGUGUAUGUAAU